AUGACGUCCUCCCAUUCUAACCGCGCAUAAGCGGCUCCGGGAGCGCGCAGCGCAGUGAUCGGUGGUGCGCUGUGUCCCUCGGACACAGUGGAUCACUGAUCAACAGAAAGAGCCUAAGAUGGGACAUGUACACUGAUCAUCAGGGCACUGUUAGUGUCCAUCAGUGCCAGCUCUCAGUGCUCAUCCAUGCCACCUGCCAGUGCCCAUCAGUGCCACAUCAAUGCCACAUAUCAGUGCCCAUCUGAGCUGCCUUUCAGUGUCACCCAUCAGUGCCACCUAUCAAUGCCAGUCAGUGCCAUAUAUGAGUGCUGCCUUUCAGUGCCCAUCAGUGAUGCCUGUCAAUGCCCAUCAGUGCCACCUACCAGUGCCUCCUCAUCAGUGCCACCUAUCAGUGUCCGUCAG
This is a messenger RNA of Staurois parvus, 402 nucleotides long. NCBI's taxonomy places the organism in Eukaryota, Metazoa, Chordata, Amphibia, Anura, Ranidae. The record is from the annotation of a GenBank genome assembly.